AUGCCUCCUCUUCAGAUUGUAUUGGACAAUGCGUACCAGCGUGCCUUAGUAUUGUACGACGAAAGAUCUAGGCAGGUGGAGCUGAUUCACGAUGAAGAGCAGUAUUUACAGCUGCGAUCUAGCACACCACAGAGAUCACAGAGUCCAUUCUCAGCUGGUAACAACAGAGAAGGUCAGCUUAUUGUAGGAAAGCCGAAACGACCUUCGGUUUCCCCACCACGACGCCACUCUGAAACUUAUUGUGUGACAUGCGGAUCCAAGCUUCCAAGUGGAUUCAGACAGCGACCAACUGCUUCAGCGAACGACUUCGUUGAUCGCAACUACUUCCAACUUCUGGCAGGAGACUUACAACAAAAUCAUCUGGGCUCCAACACCAAUGCCACGGGGAGAGCUAAGAAUGGCACCUUUUCAAACCCGGUGUACAAUAGCAUUUCUGAAAAUGCGUUCCUGCAGGGUUACUUUGACAAGUUCUUUGAACUGAAACACGAAUUAGGCCGAGGAGGACGAGGAACAGUGUGGUUGGUGGAACAUGUUCUCAAUGGGGUUUCGCUGGGAUUGUUUGCAUGCAAAAAAGUGCCAGUUGGUGAUGACACGGUGUGGCUGACAAAAGCUCUGUACGAAGUGACAUUGCUGAAACAGUUGAACCACCCAAAUCUCAUCCGAUACAACCAUGUUUGGUUAGAGACAUCUCAAUGGUCUCCAUUUGGUCCAGCUGUCCCCUGUGCAUUCAUUCUUCAAGAGUAUUGCUCAGGAGGCAACCUUGAGGUCUAUGUAAAGAAGAGACGAACUCUGACUCCGUUCGAGGUUGUGAGCUUCUUAAAAGAUAUAUUGUCUGGUGUUUCCUACUUACAUGAACAUCAGAUUAUCCAUCGAGAUCUCAAGCCCUCCAACUUCCUACUCAAGGAUGAAGGAAACGGACCUGGAACUCCCCCGCAGAUUCUGGUGAGUGACUUUGGAGAGGGAAAUGUCGAAGGCCAGCAUAGAUCAAGUACAGGAACCACAGGAACAUUGGAAUACUGCGCCCCAGAACUACUCUCGCGUGACAUAAGAGGAAACCUCGGGGAGUUCUCACGGCAUUCAGACAUGUUCUCCGUGGGAUUGGUUUUGUACUUCCUGUGCUUUGGUCACACGCCAUACAGAUCCCCUCGUGGAGUUGACAGUGGUGCAGUGAACUUUGAAUCAUUGAGAGAGGAAAUAUGUACGUUCCCGGGAUAUGAAGAUGGUGAAGAACAACCAAACUUCCCUAUUCCCACUGAUCUACAGACUUUGUUGACCUCGUGGUUAUCCACCAUUCCUGAAGAGCGCAUCAGUGCCAAAGAUGCUCUGUUUUUGCUCGAGAACAUGGACAUGAGCACCAUCACCGUCGACACGACUCUGACGACACGAAGACUGUCUAUCAAGCCAGUGGUCCCGGAUAGUGAAGAUGAAGAUGAGGAGCUAAUUGGACAGGACUUCUCCGGUGAAUUUCUGCCGGAAAUACUCAGUUUGAGAGGAGCUGAGAAGCAACGAAAAGCACAGGAGAACAGGGUCAUCAAGUAUGGCAUCAAGGGCUGUCUUCUGGCAACGAAGAUAGCCACUAUCGAGAAGGACAAGGACAUGAGUCCUGUUUUGAGGCAGAUGUUAAUUCUGCUCAUAGGUUUGGAGUUGCCUCUUAGCGCUCAAAUGUCAGUUGCAUUAUUUGGGCUUCACAUGGUUCUCAUGUUGGUUGGUUACUACGGUUUUCUGUAA
Messenger RNA from Yarrowia lipolytica CLIB122, 1728 nucleotides. RefSeq lists its product as uncharacterized. Gene Ontology annotation, molecular function: eukaryotic translation initiation factor 2alpha kinase activity; ATP binding. The record is from RefSeq and is a predicted model, not a curated record. Gene Ontology annotation, biological process: protein phosphorylation. NCBI's taxonomy places the organism in Eukaryota, Fungi, Ascomycota, Dipodascomycetes, Dipodascales. Gene Ontology annotation, cellular component: nucleus; cytoplasm; cytosol.